AUGUCGACCGAUCAGGACAAGGAAGACAAGGCCGCGCUCGAUGCGCUCGAGACGGAGGCGAAGGAAUGGGACAAGCUCCCUAUUUCGCCGUCUUUCCCCGAGCGCAGCCCCCCCACUGACCAUGGCCCUUGCAGGUACGCGAUCCUCGACCUUCAGCCCGGCGUCCCCGAAUCCGACAUCAAGAUCACGUACCGCAAAAAGUCGCUGAUGAUCCACCCCGACAAGUGCAAGAACCCACAGGCGCCCGAGGCGUUUGACCGGCUCAAGAAGGCGCAGGUGGAGCUCAUGGAUGAGAAGCACCGGGAGCGGCUCGACGAGGCCAUCGCCGACGCGCGCAUGCUGCUGCUGCGCGAGCGCAAGCUGACGGUGGACAGCGAGGAGCUCAAGACGGACGACUUUGCGCGGCGGUGGCGCGACAAGGCGACCGAGGUGCUCGUGGACAAUGAGCGCCGCCGCCAGCGCCAGCUGCGCGCGCAGAUGCAGGAGGAGGGCCGCGAGCAGCGCCGCCAGGACGACGAGGCCGAUGUGCGCAAGCGCAAGCGCCAGCACGAGCAGGACUGGGAGGCCACCCGCGAUGACCGCAUCACCAACUGGCGACAGUUUCACAAGGGGGGCAAGGCUGGCGGCAGCGGCGGAGCUGCUGCUGGUAGUGGUGGUGCCGAGCCGGACAAGAAGAAGAAGAAGAAAAAGAUGAAGCCCAUUGGCUAG
This is a messenger RNA of Cordyceps militaris CM01, 708 nucleotides long. Its product is annotated as DnaJ domain protein. Lineage: Eukaryota; Fungi; Ascomycota; Sordariomycetes; Hypocreales; Cordycipitaceae. The transcript is spliced from 2 exons. The record is from RefSeq and is a predicted model, not a curated record. Bases 1 to 708 code for a protein of 235 amino acids.